AUGUCUGACGACACCACCACCUGCCAACAGCCAUCACACGAAUCUGGCACCACUCUUCCAUCACAACCGCAGCUCCGCGCUACAACGACCGCCAACUCAGCAUCGCCAUCCACCACCACCGCCGCCAGCUCCACUUCGCCGUCUUCGUCGUCGCCGUCGCGGUCAUCGUCAUCUCCAGCAGACGAGGGCUGCGCGUCGUCGUGGUUGUCUCCUUCAUCGCUUUCACAGCCCGCGAGGUCUCACAGCCACCAGCGAUUCGCGCCGGCGGCGGGCCAGGAGCAGGAGCAGGACUCGCAGGGGCUGCGGUCGCUGCUCAUGCUGGUGCGCGAGAUGCGACGCGAGAACGAGCGACUGCACGACACCAUCGCCCAGCUGUGCGCCACACAGAAGAAGACCGAGCGCAGGCUGGCGCGCGUGGAGGAGGAUUACCAAACCAUCAAGCUCACGCAGACACGCAUGGAGCUCAACCAAAAGAGCGAUUACCACGCCAUAACCCACCGACUUGACCACGUCCACACCCACACAAGCCCUGCGUGCCCGCCGUCGCUUUCGUCUUCGCUGGCGGCGGCUGCGCGACCAGCAAUCCCACCGCAAUUGGACUCCCAGCCAUCGUCGUGGUGCGUUGGCAUGCCGCACGUCGCGGCCGCGGCGCCCACGACUUCGCGAGCCGAAGUGGAGCGGUUCAUCGCGCAAACGCUUCCAUUUCUGCGGGCGUUCGAUCAGACUUCCCUCAUCCUCCGCGACUUGCAACGUCCUUUCGCCGUCAUGCAUAUGAAGCAGGCCGAGACGCUGGACGACCUGGCACCCAUCAUCGUCUACGCGUCACCGCCCCUGUGCAAGCUCCUCGGCUACAGCACCUUCGAGCUGCACGGCUCUUCGAUGUCUUCCUUCGGCUUGGCGGACCAGAACUUUUUGCCAAUAUUCGUGGAGAUGGCGUUGAUGCCGUCGCCCACGCCCGUCGGCCAGCCACUCUGGGUGCCCGGCGUCUUAGAGACGAAAGGCGGGCGCGGCAUGCGGGUGUACACCACGCAGCAAUUCCUCUACAGCCAACGACGGAUGGUGGACAGCGUUCUAGAGCCGACACCGCUCACGACGCUGCGCCUACGCGACAUAAACGACCCCACUGCCCGAGCAAUUGCCCGAGCGUACCUGCUCGCGCAGCUGCCGAAUUCGCUGCUCUUUGGGCGCCGCGGCCGCGGCCUCGGCCGCGAGUUGACAACCGGGCUGCCCGAUGCCGCACACCACCACCGAGAUUCGCACCAGUGCCUCCAUCGCCAGGCGUUCGUCGAGCCGGUCGGCGUGGUCGGAGAGCGCACUACGCAGAAGGAGGAAGCUCUGACGGCCGCGCUUACGGGCCAACAAGACGAGGUAGGGGCGGUGCAGCCUGAACUACGGGCAGACGCCGAACUGGAGGAGCUCAUCCGGGUCUUCGAGUCGCCGAGCCAGAGCAGCGGCGGCGUGCGUUCGCCGCAGAUGGUGGGCUUCACCUCGCGCCCGCCACCCACGCCCUCCAGUCUCGCCGAGCGAUGGAUGCGCUGA
Molecule: messenger RNA, 1539 nt
Organism: Acanthamoeba castellanii str. Neff
Lineage: Eukaryota; Discosea; Longamoebia; Acanthamoebidae
Exons: 6
Coding region: 1-1539 (512 amino acids)
Source: RefSeq, a predicted model, not a curated record